Molecule: messenger RNA, 1976 nt
Organism: Biomphalaria glabrata
Lineage: Eukaryota; Metazoa; Mollusca; Gastropoda; Planorbidae
Product: ATP synthase subunit alpha, mitochondrial-like
Exons: 10
Coding region: 98-1765 (555 amino acids)
Biological process (GO): proton motive force-driven ATP synthesis; proton transmembrane transport
Molecular function (GO): ADP binding; ATP binding; proton-transporting ATP synthase activity, rotational mechanism
Source: RefSeq, a predicted model, not a curated record
UAAGAUUAAGACUAUGCGCAUGUCAUAAGCUAUUUUGUCCUCUGUCGUCCUGCAACUCUGCCAUUUUAGCAAGGAUUGUACCGUUUAAAAUUCAAACAUGCUGACUGCUAGGUUGGCUUCUUCUUUGGUGAGACAACUACCUAGAUCCUUGCCUAGGGUUUGUCAAAAUGCUUUGGCAGCUGGAUUUGUUUCUUCAAGACACAUUUCUUUUACAUCUGUCAAGUUAGCUGCUGGUCCAAGUGGUGCAGAGGUUUCUUCUAUCUUGGAAGAAAGAAUUCUUGGCCAGACAUCAGAAGUAAACUUAGAAGAAACUGGAAGAGUUUUGUCAAUUGGUGAUGGCAUUGCUCGUGUUUAUGGACUUAAGAACAUUCAAGCUGAGGAGAUGGUGGAGUUUUCUAGUGGUCUGAAGGGCAUGGCUUUAAACUUGGAACCUGAUAAUGUUGGUGUUGUAGUGUUUGGUAAUGACAAGUUCAUUAAGGAAGGAGAUGUGGUGAAAAGAACUGGUGCUAUUGUGGAUGUACCUGUUGGAAUGGAGCUACUUGGUAGAGUUGUUGAUGCCUUGGGAAACCCAAUUGAUGCUAAGGGUCCAAUUGGUGCAAAGCAAAGAUUCCGUGUUGGUGUUAAAGCCCCAGGUAUCAUUCCCCGCACAUCAGUCAGAGAGCCUAUGCAGACAGGAAUUAAGGCUGUUGACAGUCUUGUUCCUAUUGGGCGAGGACAGCGUGAGCUUAUCAUUGGAGAUAGGCAAACUGGAAAAACUGCCAUUGCUAUUGACACUAUUAUUAACCAGAAAAGAUUUAAUGAUGCUGGUGAUGCCAAAGCUAAAUUGUACUGUAUCUAUGUUGCCAUUGGACAAAAGCGAUCCACUGUUGCACAGCUUGUCAAGAGAUUAACAGAUGCUGAUGCCAUGAAAUACAGUAUUGUAGUUUCUGCUACUGCAUCAGAUGCUGCACCAUUACAGUUUCUUGCACCAUAUUCUGGAUGUGCCAUGGGAGAAUAUUUCCGUGACAAUGGCAUGCAUGCUCUGAUCAUUUAUGAUGAUUUGUCAAAACAGGCUGUUGCAUAUCGUCAAAUGUCACUGUUGCUUCGUCGUCCUCCUGGUCGUGAAGCCUACCCUGGUGAUGUAUUCUAUCUUCAUUCUCGUCUAUUGGAGAGAGCAGCCAAAAUGAAUGACACCCAUGGUGGUGGUUCCUUGACAGCACUCCCAGUCAUUGAAACACAAGCUGGUGAUGUCUCUGCCUACAUCCCAACUAAUGUCAUCUCUAUCACUGAUGGUCAGAUUUUCUUGGAAACAGAAUUGUUCUUUAAGGGUAUUAGGCCAGCUAUUAAUGUCGGUUUGUCUGUAAGCCGUGUAGGAUCUGCUGCUCAAACUCGUUCCAUGAAACAGGUUGCUGGCUCCAUGAAAUUGGAAUUGGCCCAGUAUCGUGAGGUUGCAGCUUUUGCCCAAUUUGGCUCUGACCUGGAUCAGGCAACACAGAAUUUACUAAGGAGAGGUGUCAGGUUAACAGAAAUUUUAAAACAGGGCCAGUAUGUGCCCAUGGCUAUUGAAGAACAAGUUUGUGUGAUCUAUGCUGGAGUCCGUGGAUAUUUGGAUAAACUGGACCCAUCCAAAAUUACAGGCUUUGAAGCUGAGUUCUUAAAGCACUUGCGGGCUUCCCAACAAGAACUUCUUCAGACCAUUGCAAAGGAGGGAAAGAUCAAUGAACAGGCUGAUGCCAAACUCAAACAAGUUGUUACCACCUUUUUAGCUGGCUUCCAAAGCUCAUAAGCCAAUUAGACUUAGUUAUUUCUAGAGAUGACUUUUUGUGUUAAUUACAGUUGAAAGAGUUCUGGACAAGAGGAGGACAUUUGUUCAUUGUUAAAUAUCUUUGGUGAUCUAAGCUAUAAAUUUGUUUCUGCCUGUCAGAUCUCUCAUUGAGAUACACAGAGCUCUGGUGUGGAUGAAAGUAUGUAUUAAUAAAUAAAUUAAUGUAUUUUUA